UUGAGUCACAUGAAUGGUUUGUUUUGGUCGUGACAGAUCUGUACAUUAGCACGUAGCUAGCAGACACUACUGCAACAACGUUAUAUUCUGGUUAAAAUAUCAGGUGAACAAAACAUAGAUCUUAAAAUCUUCUCUCAAGGGCAAGAAAAAGGAAAUACGAGAAAGGGCGAGAAAAAGGACAUACAUCAGGCGGAAGCGUCUCUGGUUUCUGUUUACGCUAAUGAGUGCCAACGUUAAUCGUCAAAACGAUGCUUCGGUGGAUUCUUGGUGGUCGAGAAGCUCAGGGUUCAUUGGAGAAAAGCUCCGUGUUGUGCAUCGGAGAGGAACAGCCCAAAAACUGGUUCACUGAGCUGCAGGUGCUGAAAGGACAUUUUGACAUUGUUCGAUUUCUGGUGCAGAUUGAUGACUUCAGAUGUGCCUCAGCAGGCGAUGAUGGCCUGGUUUUGGUGUGGAAUGUUGAGACCGGAGAGAGACUCCAGGAGCUGAGGGGCCACUCCCAGCAGAUAACAGCCAUGACCACCUUCACCUGUGAUGAUGGAGACACGACGCACACCUCGCUCCUCACAGCGUCCUCUGACCGGAGUCUCAGCCUGUGGGACCCGGACACAGGCAACAGGGUUCAGACCAUUUCAGAUCUUCAGUCCUCUGUAAAGUGUCUGCUGGUGCUGGAGCGGCUGUGUGUGUUUGUCUCGGGCGGGGGGGAGCUGUGUGUGUGGAACAAAGACUUCCAGCUGCAGUGUCACCGACCCAACCACAGCGACACCGGAAUAACUGCUUUGAUAGAGCUGCCCAAGAACUGCAUAGCAGCUGCGAUGGAUAAAGAGAUAGUGAUCUACAGGCUGACGGUCUCUACAGAUUCUUCCAUAUCGGUGGCUGAGGUCCGCUGUCUGUCCGACCACCAGGACAGAAUUCGAGCUCUUAUUAACGUCAAUGACGGGCUCUUUGCGAGCGGCUCCCACGCGGGCGAGCUGAUAUUAUGGGAUGCGAUUGAAUGGAACAUCAUGGCCUAUGAGCACAUCCUGUGGGAGGAGUCACAAGCCUGCACUCAGGCCGAAAUACGAUUGGCUGCUCCCAAACCCAGUGAGAUGUCCAUACAGCAUCUGACCACCAAUGGAAGGCACAUCCUUGCAGCUGUAGGCAGCGGUCUGUAUGUGUUCAGCAUUCUGACCAAGACGGUGGUGGCCUACAGGAAGGCGGCCCACGACUCUAACGUCCUGCACACCAUGCUGCUGUCUGACAGCGAGCUGAUGUCCUGCUCUGAGGACGGCAGUGUGAGGAUGUGGGAGAUCCAGGACCUGCCUCUGUCUGCUGAGCCCGCCUCUUCAGGCUUCUUUGGCAUGUGGACUUUCGGCCGGCCGAACAAACCGAGCGCUCCUCCGUUAAAGAAGGUGGUGGACGUCCCAAACAUCCGGAUGCUGGAGCUGACGGGGGAUCUCAUUGGACACUCGGGAGCUGUCCAGAUGUUCGUGAGCUUCAGGGAGAACGGUUUGGUCACCUGCUCCACGGACCACCUGCUGAUCCUGUGGAAGAACGGAGAGAGGCAGUCCCAGCUCCGCAGCCUGGCACUGUUCCAGAAGCUGGAGGAGAAUGAAGGACUCUGACCUUUGACCCUUGCACCGCUGCCUUGAGAUGUAAAGCUUUCCCGUGAUGGUCUGUUAUCUUUGUAAUGUACUGUUUGCUUUAAAUGAUCAUGUUUGUUGUUUGCACCUUAAAUUAAAGUAUUUAACUUAUAAAACUCCUCCAAUUUCCAAUCUGUGGUUAAGCAUUAUAUGGUUGAUGUGAAGUCAGACAUCUUGGAGCUCAGUAUGUAUAUUAUUGGCUUCUGCUUUUCUGAAGUUCUCACUUUGGGAAAAAAGCUAAUUUGUUUCCUGAAAAAGUUAGAUUGGUAGAUCGUUACCGGCUAAAUAUCUGUCCCCUGAAUAUGAAGCUGCAGCCAGUUAGCUUAGCUUAGCAUAAAGAUGGGAAUAGGGAAACGAUUGGCUACCAUCACCUCUAGAAUUCAUUAAAUUGUAUCGCAUGUACUUCACAUACUCCCAGUAAAUCGUGAAUUUGUAAUGUUUAUGCUUCGGUUGAAAAAAACAAACAACCUAUGAUGUGAUGAUUAGUCAAAUUAAGAAUAUUUGUUUUGACAACGCUAUCCAUCUCCUGGCUGUAGCCUUGUAUUUACCAGGGUUCGUACGGGUGCUGGAAAUCCUUGAAAAUGCUUGAAAUUUCAUGUGGUGUUUUCAAGGUUUGAAAAGUGCUUGGAUUUUGGAUAAAGUGCUUGAAUUUUGGUUAAAGUGCUUGGAUUUGUACUUGCUUUACUUUUAUAAUAAAUUGCUGUCUGACUGAA
Messenger RNA from Trematomus bernacchii (emerald rockcod), 2332 nucleotides. It is a transcript of the gene wdr41, whose product is annotated as WD repeat domain 41. The transcript is spliced from 14 exons. Lineage: Eukaryota; Metazoa; Chordata; Actinopteri; Perciformes; Nototheniidae. Bases 249 to 1601 code for a protein of 450 amino acids. Gene Ontology annotation, molecular function: protein binding. Gene Ontology annotation, biological process: regulation of autophagy. The record is from RefSeq and is a predicted model, not a curated record. Gene Ontology annotation, cellular component: lysosomal membrane.